Molecule: messenger RNA, 620 nt
Organism: Clunio marinus
Lineage: Eukaryota; Metazoa; Arthropoda; Insecta; Diptera; Chironomidae
Source: the annotation of a GenBank genome assembly
AUCAGUUAAUCUUGCACUUGCAUUAGGAAAACAUUAAAAGAAAAAAUAAUUUAAAAAUGUUCAAACAACUCGUAUUCUUUGCUAUCAUUGGUGCGUCACUUGCACAUCUCAUUCCAAUUGAUUACAACUUCAAAGUUUAUCAUCCAAUUGAAUAUAAAAAAUAUGACGAACCAAAAUCUGAAUCAUGGGCACCGAAAGAAUCCACCGGAUGGGAAUAUAAAGAAGCACCAGCAAAUUAUGACUUCAAAUAUGAAGUUCAUGAUGAAAAGACUGGCGACCUUAAGAGACAAUCAGAAACUGCCAAGAAUGGAGCCGUCAAAGGUCAAUACUCUUUGAUCGAUUCUGAUGGAUUCAAACGCAUUGUUGACUACACUGCUGAUGACAUUCAUGGAUUCCAAGCCACAGUCAAACGUGAACCAACCCACUACAAAAUCCCAAUCCCAGCUCCAAAACCAGAAUGGUCGAAACCUGAAGCUGAAAAAUGGUGGUGAAACAUUGACAUAAAGAGAAUUGAUGAACGUGAACUCAAGGAAUUAAAAUACUCAAUUAUUAAUGUUUAUUUUUUUAUAGACUUUAUUAAUCUUGCCAUAUUAUAAUAAAACAAAAAUAGAAAAUUAAAC